This is a messenger RNA of Aegilops tauschii subsp. strangulata, 1719 nucleotides long. The record is from RefSeq and is a predicted model, not a curated record. Lineage: Eukaryota; Viridiplantae; Streptophyta; Magnoliopsida; Poales; Poaceae.
AUGACCGCCCACGGCGACCCGCGGCUCCUCCACUCGUACAACACCAUCUUCCACGGAUUCGCCGCCUUGCUGACGGAGGAGGAGCUGGACGCCGCGUCCAGGAAACCCGGCUUCGGGCGCUGGUUCCCGGACGAGAUGAUGUACCCCACGACGACCCGCUCGCCCGAGUUCCUCGGCCUGAGCAAGGACGCCGGCUUGUGGCCGAAAUCUUGCUACGGCAAAGGGAUCAUCAUCGGGGUGAUCGACUCCGGCAUCGAGUCGAACCAUCCUUCGUUCGACGACGUCGGCAUGUCGCCGCCGCCCGCCAGGUGGAAGGGCACGUGCAAGGGCAUGGUCAGGCCCGUCCGGUGCAACAACAAGCUCAUUGGCGUCAGGUCCUUCGUGGACUACAACCCCGCCGAUGAGACCGGCCACGGCGCACACGUGGCCAUGUACAAGGCCUGCAGACCUAGUGGGUGCCUCCGCUCGAACUUAAUUCGUGCGAUUGACACGGCUGUGAGCGAUGGGGUCGAUGUGGUCAACAUCUCCCUCGGCCGUAAACCGGGACUACCACUCAGCAGGGACGUUGUGGCCAUUGGCGCAUUCCGCGCGGUGGCCAAGGGCGUCGUCUUCGUGACUUCUGCUGGCAACGACGGCCCCGACCCGUCCACCGUCAAGAACGACUCGCCGUGGGAGAUCACGGUGGCUGCCGGGUCGGUGGACCGGAGGCUCGCCGCCGACCUUGUGCUGGAGUCGGGCGACCUGCUGGUGGAAGGAGAGGCGCUGGUGCAGGGGGGCAACUCGACCGCCUACCAACCCCUCCACUACCCCGGCUACGGUAACCUGUGCAAGAAGGUGAGCGCCGACCGCACGAGGGGCCACAUCGUGAUAUACGACGAUGCGGAGUACGGCUCCUCCGUCGUGCAGGAGCCCGCCGCCGUCGGCCGCAAGCUCAAGGACUACAGCAAGUACCCGGAUUCCGCGGCGCAGGUGUUAUUCAAGGGCACACAGCUCGGCGUCGGCCCAUCGCCCACGGUCAUCUACUUCUCCGGCCGUGGCCCGAGCCGCGGCAACCCACACAUUCUGAAGCCCGACAUCCUGGCGCCGGGGCUCAACAUCCUCGCCGCCGCCACGGCGAGCCCAGACCGGGGGCCUUUCAGGUUCAAGUCCGGGACGUCGAUGGCGGCGCCUCACAUCAGCGGAGUCGUCGCUCUUCUCAAGAGCAUGCACCCGGACUGGUCGCCGGCGGCCAUCAGGUCAGCCAUAAUCACCACGGCCGAUGACGUGGACAACGAGGGCAGCCGGAUCAUGAACGAGAAGCACGAGCCGGCGAGCGCCUUCGCUGUAGGCGCGGGGCACGUCAACGCCACGCGGACCGUCGACCCGGGGUUGGUCUAUGACCUGGAGGUCAGAGACUACGCCGGGUACAUUUGCCAUCUUUUCGCCAAGCUCGACGAUGAUGACGACGACUACGCCGUGCAAGACAUCAUCCAGGACUUGAACUUGAAUUGCAAGACCGUGCCCCCUCUGUCGGACGUCGACCUCAACUACCCGAGCAUUGUGGUGCCGGCCAACACCACUGUGCGGAGGACGCUUACGAACGUGGGGCCGGCGGGGCAGUACACGGCCAGGUUGCACACACGCAAGAUCGUGUUCCAUGACGUUGGGUUGGAUUUCUCGCCCAAUUCACUGUCCUUCUCGCGGCUCGGGGAGAAGCUCACCUUCCAAGUUGCAACAUAA